UGUACAAGUUUAAAGGGUUGGAAUGUUGGGCUUUGAUGUUCAAUGACCCGCAUUUCAAGUUUGCAUCAGCCUCAAAUUGUGGCUCUGCUAUCGGAUAACGGAUACCUAGUCGGGACCUUAAUUCUGGCCGAGUUUCUGGCUGAGUUUCUGGCUGACUACAUUGUACAAUACCCAAUUUUGUUUAAUUGAAUGUUGAAUGGGAAACUUGACAUCGCCAAUGUCGAACCCAGAUGCGCAAUUCGGAACACAGGAUUUGCUUGUCUAACCCCUAGGAAAUUAUAACAAACCGUAUCACGUCUCAGCGCUGCAAACAUUUCACCGCUCUGCAAUAUCCACCCACAACCGCCGUCCUUCUUACAUUCCGUCUUAGAUCGUCAUAUACAGAUGCGACACUCGGCGGUCGAGUCGUUUCGAGGGCCAGAGUACCGUAGGCAUACCUGUCCGACUUGAUGCCGCCUUCCGAUUAUGAUUCACAAGAUGGGAGUGGAUCACUCCCUGCGUCCCCCGUAGCCGCCUCCAUCUCGAGGGUUCAGAAAGCCCGUCAUACUCUUAACGAUGUCUCGCCAUCUCUCUUCCGCUCCGAAUUCAGCCUCCCUUAUCGACGGUCUCAUCCAUCCGCUGCCUCUCUUUACGCAUCUACUUUAUCGCCGCCCGCUUCUCGCUCCCAGUCGCCUGUCGGUCGCCCACCGUCGCGAAUAGCCGCCGGUUCUAUAUUUGGCGCAGCUCCGAAUAACGGCCUCGCACUUGCUUCUGGCGCGGGGGAUAGCCCGGGCGAUCCGCUCAACCUCAUUCUCGGGGCAUUCGUACCGCAUGUCGCGGUAUAUACCUCCGAAGAUACCGAUGUCUUGUUAAAAGAGAAGGGGUUUAAUCGCGGUCUGUGGGAACUACUUAGACCCUUCGGAGAGCGCGUCCAAGGAAAAGUUAUAAUACGGGAUAGCAACGGGUCGAGUAGGACAUACGAAGACUACUCCAUACACUUUGUCCGGUUUGGAGAGGGUAUUGUGCACCCGGAACCCGUGACAACCGGUUUAAGACCUGCGUCAGCCCCGAGAACAAAUGGAGCCUCGGAGAAGUCCAGCGGCCCCGGGAGAGGACAAGGGAUCACGAUCCCGGAUGUCGAGGCCGUCGUGGAUCGCCACCUGAGUUACGCCGAAGAAUCAUUCUUUAGCUUACCCCAGAGCCCUACCAAUAACGGUCUAGAUGUUGACGUAACCUCGCCGUAUUACGCUCUAUAUUUACGUAGAUUGCUGUCGGGCCUGCCCCUAGCACCGCACGAAACAUUCGCGCAUCCCGUUGCUUGUGUCAUCGCAAUAAGCUCCCGGAAUCCGACUCCGAUAGAAACUCUCAGGCGGUUAUACAUCGAGUCUAGCACGGGUGACAAACGUUUACCUAACUGGGUUGAUGCUGAGUUCUUACGUUACUACGUUCUUGUCCAUGAGGAAGAGAGAGACGAUAUAACGAGAUCCAUCUCACUUUUUGACCAGAUGAAGCGCAGUCUCGGCCUCCAUUGUCAUUUGCUUCGGAUAAGAGGAACGCAAAGUGCUGCUACCGACGAUGAUAGCAUACCCCUCCCCCGGAGCGAGUGGAUGUCUGCCGUAGAAGAAUUAGCCGAACUUCGGAGGAGCGAAGACCAGGAGGACUUUGAAGAUCCAACGAGGUACAUAUUUGAGUCAGACGCAACUGCAAUCCGUACCUUUAUCCGCGAAAUGGUUACGCAAUCUAUAAUACCUACAAUGGAACGCCACGUGUCUGUAUGGAACGACCAAGUAGCCUCGCGCCGAAGGGGACUUGCAGGCCGGUUUGUUGGCUUGACCAAACGAUGGGGCUUUGGAAACAAUCCUAGGUCAUCAGUCUUGGGACAGAGCUCGGGGAGUAAUUAUGAUUUACUCGGGUUCUAUCGCCAAGAUGCCGCCGAAGCCAUAAUGCGGAAAUUAGCCGACUACGCCUUUAUGCUACGAGACUGGAAGCUAGCCCAUUCCACAUACGAGCUUCUCCGUACUGAUUUCAAUAAUGAUAAAGCAUGGAAAUAUCACGCCGCGGCAAGUGAAAUGUCUGCUAUCAGUCUCCUCAUCAUGCCUCAAAACCUAUCGGCCAGAUCAAGAGCGGAAACGAUAGACACCGCAUUUGAAGCGGCCUGUUAUUCAUAUAUCACACGUUGCAACGCGCCAUACGGCGCGCUGCGAUGUCUCGCCCUUGGCCUGGAGCUCUUACGCCUACGUGGUGGUUCGAAUAUUGACAGUGCCGCGAAAUGGGGGAUUCGCCUAUUGGAGAGUAAGAUAUUAGGCCCCGUAGGAGACGCGCUGAUUAAGGAACGCCUGGCGGUUUGUUACGCAUCUAAACAGGGUAUGGGGACACAUCUCUGGGGUGGUAGGCGGAGGAAGUCGGCACUGUGGAGCGCGCUUGGCGCCGAGGCAUGGUUGGUGCAGUCAAAAUACAUCCAGGCGCAACGAUGUCUCAACGAGGCGCGCAAGACAUACUCGGACCUCCCGAGCGGAAACGGCAUUGAUAAGUUCAAUUAUGCUAGCGCGUUCCUGCUCGGCAUUGGAAAGCAGCUUAACGACAAUCUCGAAUCAGAUGACCAGGACGACGGCGCAGAUAGUGGUGACGAAAGCGAUGUCGUGGAUGAGGAAAGCGAGGCGCUGGAUAUGAGAGGGAGGCGCAUUAGUACCCUGGGACUUCCCGGGGGCGCGGCCGGGGCGGGCCUGGAGACGGCGCCGCUGAAAGCGCAGCUUGAUGCGUCCGAGGAACAGGAUACAGGCGAGGUCAAGGACGAUUUUGGUUAGGUACCUAGGUGGUUAGACGGGGGGACGGCGCGGUAUAUCUUAGAGAAAGGGGUUUUUUGAAGGUUAUUGAUAUAACAUAGCUAUUUACGUAUUUAUAUGAAGGUAAUUAGGGGAAUGAUUACUUCUACUGUAAUGAAAUGAAGGGUCGUGCUUAAGAUUCUUUGACCUCGACGAA
Messenger RNA from Daldinia vernicosa, 2958 nucleotides. RefSeq names its product ER-golgi trafficking TRAPP I complex 85 kDa subunit-domain-containing protein. The transcript has a single exon. The record is from RefSeq and is a predicted model, not a curated record. NCBI's taxonomy places the organism in Eukaryota, Fungi, Ascomycota, Sordariomycetes, Xylariales, Hypoxylaceae. Gene Ontology annotation, biological process: endoplasmic reticulum to Golgi vesicle-mediated transport; protein localization to phagophore assembly site. Bases 450 to 2783 code for a protein of 777 amino acids. Gene Ontology annotation, cellular component: cytoplasmic vesicle; phagophore assembly site; TRAPPIII protein complex.